This is a messenger RNA of Papilio machaon (common yellow swallowtail), 1959 nucleotides long. RefSeq lists its product as uncharacterized. Bases 234 to 1958 code for a protein of 574 amino acids. Gene Ontology annotation, biological process: transmembrane transport; monocarboxylic acid transport. Lineage: Eukaryota; Metazoa; Arthropoda; Insecta; Lepidoptera; Papilionidae. Gene Ontology annotation, molecular function: monocarboxylic acid transmembrane transporter activity. The transcript has 8 exons. The record is from RefSeq and is a predicted model, not a curated record.
UUUUUUGGUUCAUUUAAAGAAAUCUUGAAAAAUACAGUGCACUUCAACAAAACCUUUUGUUUUAAAAGCAGAAGUACAAAAAGUGAUCAUUUUUACAAGUAAUUUAACACGAGUGAUUAAAUAGUUUGAACUUACCGAUUUUUGAUACAAUGUUUUGAAAUUUCAUAUUUUGAUACUUAUAUUUAUAUAUGGGAAAUUAUUUAGAAAAGGCAAGUAGGUGACAAAGGCUGAAAAUGACGGUAGAGAAGAGUAAAGGUUCGAUAAAGAAGUUGCCGCCGGCCACCAGGAAAGUGGCGCCGGAUGGUGGCUGGGCCUGGAUGGUCUGUCUGGGAGUCAGUUUAGUUAAUUUUUCAACCCGUUCCUUGGAGCCGUCUUUUGGACUCCUAUUCAAAGACUUGCUGGAUGAUUUGGGGGUGCAUACGACGGGAGCCUCGGUUAUCGCCAGUACCCUAGAUUCGGUUGUCAACUUUUCCGGCUUCUUCGUAGGCCCGGUGAUAAAAACCUUCUCGUAUAGAAAGGUCUGUUUUGUGGGCUCCACGAUAUGUGCCCUAGGGCUGCUUUUCACUGCUCCGGCUAACAGCAUGGGUCAUAUCAUAGCAACGUAUAGUAUAUUAGGAGGUUUCGGUGUCGGUUUGGCCUCAUCAUCGUCAUUCGUGUCGCUAAAUUAUUAUUUCUCAAAGAAGAGAGGUCAGGCUGUGGGAUUAUCGAUGGCGGGCACUGGCUUUGGCUUGAUGGUAAUGCCGCAGCUUGUCAAACUGUUGCUAGGAGAGUAUGGCUUCAGAUGGACUGUGGUCAUCCUGGGCGCGUUAGCUUUCCACGCGGUACUAGGAUCCUGUUUAUUGCAGCCAGUGAAGAGGCAUCUUAUCGAUGAACCAGUGGACUGCGAAAUGCAAGCAGUAAAGGAAAUGGAAUGCAUUCAUGAAAGUGACGAAGAAGAAGAGGAUAAAUUCGAAAUUAAUCCAUUGGUCAGUCAUCCGAUGCCGAAGCUGACAACGCAGCGUUCUCAUACAAACAUGAACCAUCCAUCUGUCCGUACAAUAGGGAUGCCACGAGCGAAGACAUGUGACAAACCACUACAAGAGUUUGAGAAGAACGCAGCUUUGGGGCUGGGGUUGACAACCGCUGCGUCUGUGGGAGCUAUGCAAAGGGUAACUUCUAGUGGAAGUAUGAGUGAAGCGGCAAGGAAAAGAAAGUUUUCGGUUAUUUCAAACAUUUCUAACAUGGACUUCACCGGCAGUUAUUUACAGUUGUAUCUAGAUACUGCAAACGAUGACGCGAUACAGAUGAAAGCGAUCAAGAAAUCGGAACCGGAACAAGAGAAAAAGAAAGGCUUCCUAAGAAAGUUCAUAGCACUAAUGGAUCUAGAUCUCCUAAAAGACUGGUCUUUUUUAAAUCUUCUACUCGGUCUAUCGCUCUUUUGGAGCGGUGAACUGCAAUUCAGAAUGUUAACGCCAUUUUUUAUUAGAAGUUUAGGUUACAAUAUGAAUGAAACGGCAUUCUGUUUGUCAAUGACAGCUAUCACUGACAUUCUUGUCAGAUUGAUUUUGCCGCCAAUUUUUGACAGGACUACGAUCUCCAAGAAAAUGAUAUUUUUUAUCUCAUCAUUCUUCUUAGCUGCUACGAGAUCAGUAUUAGCUGAACAAAGCGAGUGGGUGCCACUUAUGGUCUGGCUGUCGAUCUGCGGCUUCUUCAGAGGUAUGUGCCUCAGUAACUUCACGCUGACCAUCUCUGAGUACUGUCCGCUGGAGAAACUGCCCGCAGCAUUUGGCCUGCACAUGGUCAGCAAGGGCGUCUUCGUCGUACUAAUCGGCCCUAUCAUUGGUUACGUGAGAGAUUACACGGGCAGUUUUGCGACAUGUAUUCAUGUACAAAACGCACUGAUUAUGUCUUGCGUUCUCGUCUGGGGCAUAGAGUACGCGCUCGCUUUUACAAGACGUCGAAAAAUUGUACAGAUAUAAA